Molecule: messenger RNA, 1596 nt
Organism: Penicillium odoratum
Lineage: Eukaryota; Fungi; Ascomycota; Eurotiomycetes; Eurotiales; Aspergillaceae
Product: Zn(II)2Cys6 transcription factor domain-containing protein
Exons: 9
Coding region: 1-1596 (531 amino acids)
Biological process (GO): positive regulation of transcription by RNA polymerase II
Cellular component (GO): nucleus
Molecular function (GO): DNA-binding transcription factor activity, RNA polymerase II-specific; transcription cis-regulatory region binding; zinc ion binding
Source: RefSeq, a predicted model, not a curated record
AUGAGGGGAUGCCUCACGUGUCGUCUGCGCCAUCUGAAAUGUGAUAAAACCGCGACCAAAUGUUUGCGCUGUCAACGAUCUGGCCGCGAAUGUAUUCCAGCCCCUGGAAAAUCAGAAGAGGUCUCAUUCCGUCAUGGUCAAAACCCUUCUUUACGAGGGAAGGGGCCCCCGAGGUACGGUGAGAGCGAUCUCGCUUUCCCUAAUGACCAAACCUGGGUUGAAACCUCGUCCGAGUAUUCCUUCAAAGAUGAGACCGACCAGACAGCCGCGGAGUAUUUCGUCGUUCCCGUAACCGGGCACCAAACAGUCUCCCGCUCAUCAUCUGAAGCACGCUCAUCGCCUUCAUCCGUGGACCCUUUGUCCGGAACCAGCACAGUCGUCCUGCCAUAUCUAGCAGACUCACAGGCUAUAUCGCGGUCUGCAUCGGAACAUUCACUAGCCCCGAUCGGGCAACCAAGACUCGAAAAUGUAAAUGAGGCCUACCUCCUCCGACAUUUCCAGCGACAUCUAGCUGACUGGCUCGAUGCCGGUGAUCCUGAUCGCCACUUCUCCGCUGAUGUCGCCAGGCGUGCCACCCAGUCGCCACUUCUACUCUACGCCUGUGUAGCCGUGGCGGCCUGUCACCUCUCGCGCACAGCAAACACCGUUUCUCCUGAAGUGGCAGAUAGUUAUCACGAGCGCUGCAUCUCCAUCAUGCUCCCCGUCCUCGAUAAACCUGAUUUCGACAUCGGGAUCGAUAUCCUUCUCAGCUCGACGGUGAUUCUCCGCUUUUUCGAACAGAUCUCAUCUCACACCCCCUCCAAUGACCCGCAGCGCCACCUCCUCGCAGGCUCAGUCUACAUCAGCUCUCAUGUCGACUGCGCAAUAAGCGGCAGUCUCGCUUCGGCUUCAUUCUGGGUCUUUGUAAUCCAAGAUAUUCAGUUCGCGCUCACAUACCAGAAAUGUCUCCGACUAACCUUUGCGCCAUUCGACGACCGGCUGCGUAAGUGGUGGGAGUCCAAACCUGUCCUCAGCGAUGGGGACUGGGUAAAUCGUGCGAUUUGGUUAUUAGCCGAGACGAUCGAUUUCUGCUAUAACGUUUCAGGACGCAAUUAUGGAGGGAGGUUGGGUGUUGAGGGUGAGAUUGCGCUCAAGAAGAGAAUUCGGGAUUGGGAGAUUGGGAGGUCGGAGGCUUUUACACCCUUGCAUGUUUCGCCACCUGAUCCGGCGAGGGGGAAGCCUUUUCCCGUUGUUUGGUAUACUAGUUUGGUGCAUUCUACUGCGAUGCAGCAUGUUUGUCUUGCCAAGGCGCUUAUGUUGAUUCGGGAAUAUGAGCUUCAGGAUCGAAUGUGCUCGAGGGAAGAGAGGGUGCAGUUAAAGGAACAAGUAACCGAAAAUCUGGACUACCUAUUCGGGAUUGCCCUCUCCGCGGAUGAUGAGCCAUCUUUACGAAUCAUGGCCUGCCAUGCUCUAUGUGCUUGUAGCGCAUAUAUCGACGACCCCAUCGCGCAAAACUUGUUAUUCGAUCUCCUACGUCGCACGGAGCGGGAAAAUGGAUGGCCAUGGGCUUAUGUUGAGCAACGCAUUUUGCACACAUGGCAAGGGGGUUCACGAUGA